ACCCCUUUCAUCUCGGUUAUUUACCAAGCGCCCUUAGACCGAGCAAGGAGAACCUUAGAGAACGCGUAAAUGGUGAGAAGAAAGUCGUCGAGAAAGGGUAGGUAACGGAGAACGUCGAACGUCGGUGGCAGACCGGGCCUUGACGAGAUUGUGAUAGUUUCAACGGAAGAAUAAACGAACGACUGAAGGAAUUUGUAAACGAGGGUAGAAGAAGAUUUUAUAGAUAAAAAUAACAUAUAGUAGGAAAAAAUAGAUAGAGAUAUAGUGCGAUUCUAGAAAGAGUAAUUUCUUUUGGAGAAAGAGAGAAGGUCUGCCAGAGUGAAGCGAAAGAAAAGGGGUAGAAAAGCAAGGUAACUCCAAUGUAUCACGGUCCCCGUCGCACGAACGAAGAAGCCACGGAAAUAUGUCGUUACCGCGUGAGUGGAGCCUGCAGGAUUCGGUUGAGCAUAUCGCAUGUGCGACAGCGUCGCAGGAGAUGGUCGGGACGACCGUCAUCGACGAGAAUAUGAAUCAACAGAACCAGCUGGGCUCACUGAUGUCGAUUCAUUCGGCGCCGGUUUUCGAUCUGAGCAACGGCGUGCCGUCACCGAAGAGACCGGCCUCUUUAGCCGUUCAGGCGACGGCUACCUCGACGCCAAUCGUGCCGCCUCAUCUCCAGAGCCCUGAGACCAUAGAGGACGAGGAUAACGAUAAUCUAUUGACGAUAUCCAGCUUGACAGCCCGACCGUUGAUCGCCAAGUCACGCGAGCUCCGUUCGACGAAAGUCACCAUCGGGAGGAAGAAACUGAAGAAGAACGAGUCGAAGAAAUUGAGAAACACGACGCAUGUACCGCUAGACGGGGGUUACGGCUGGGUCAUCGUCUUCGGAGCGUUCUUCGUUCAAUUCUGGGUGGCUGGAUUGGUCAAAUCCUAUGGAGUGUUGUACGUCGAGGUGAUGGAAACGUUCAAAGACUCGUCGGCGUCCGUUGCUUCUUGGAUACCGGCUAUUUUGUCUUGCCUUUGCCUCGCUCUUGCUCCGGUGACGAGUAUGCUGUGCCAGAAAUACAGUUGUCGAUCUGUCGUUUUUAUUGGCGGAUUGUUCUGCGCUUUGGGAUUAACGAUAAGCUAUUUCGCCACCAAGUUGAUACAUCUCUUUUUUACGUUCGGGGUUUUAACAGGUAUCGGCGGUGGCCUGUCAACAACGCCGGGUAUCAUUCUUGUCUCUCAAUAUUUCGAUAAGCACCGAGCGUUAGCGAACGGCAUAUGCGUUUCUGGCACGGCAGCCGGCAGUUUCGUGUUCCCGCUUCUGAUCAAGGUUCUCGUGGACACGUUCGGUUUCCAUGGUACGAUCCUCCUGCUGGGCGGUUGCAUGCUCCACGUCUGCGUCAGCGCGACGCUGUACCGGCCGUUGGAGAACAAUGACGCUCCUGCGAUAAUCACGUCGUCAUCUUCGCCGGCCAGGCAGCCGGAAAAGGUUGAGAAUCGAACGGAAAAGGAGUUAGAGACAGCAAAACAGCAGAAGUUAGAUUUAAUAUUCGCCAACGACACGACCGCGAGGCAUAAUCUGUUGAACGAAUUGUUUCAUCAGAACAACGUGGUGGCGAUAGAGCUGACGGACAGUGACGAGGAGAAGGACGUGAUAGGAGAGGUCCUCCACAUGAAACCAAUUUCGAAGAUACGUAGCUCGAGCAUAUUACACAGCGUCGAGGAUCUGUCAACUGACUCUACGUGCGUGUAUAAGGCCAGAUCGUCGCUGAAAUCGUUGCGAUCAUCGGUGCAGGCCGUAUGCCCGGUACCACCACAGAUUGAGCCGCAGCUGCCCAAAGAGAGAAAGACGAUAAUGCAGUGGAUAGCGCAGUAUAUUGAUUUGUCCCUGUUGAAGAACCCUCAAUUCAUCAUGAUGUGUUUCUCCGUCACCUUAAUGUCCACUGGUAGUCCGUACAUGCUCUAUUACCUCCCAGCGUACGUCCAUGCGGCAGGAUACACGAAAUCGGAAGCGGGAUACCUCGUGGCCAUUUCCGCCGUGCUGGAUCUCUGUGGGAGAUUAGGACUCGGAUGGCUUUCGGAUUUGAAGCUGUUCGAUCGACGGAAAGGAUAUAUCGGAAGUGUCGUGGGUGCUGGGGUGGCUGUAUUAGCAAUUCCGAUGGCUCACUCUUUCUACGUGUUGGCAUGCUCGGUGGGCAUGUAUGGGCUAUGCUUAGGUUGUUGGUUUCUCUUGGUUCCCGUCCUUCUCGCUGACCAAUACGGAACUGAUAAAAUAUCUUCCACUUACGGUCUUGUUAGGAUGUUCCAGAGCAUCGGAGCAAUUUCUAUCCCACCUUUGACAGGCUAUCUGCGCGAUGUAACUGGAAGUUACACCGUGUGUUUUCUGUGCAUGGGCACGUGUAUGGUCAUGGGAGGUCUACCUAUGCUCCUGGUUUUUAACGAAGUAUCGAAAUCGUCGACCGUUGAUAAUGAGAACAGUAACCGUCAGGAAGAGGCGACCGCAAAAGCAUAAGGAAACAAAAACCGAUAUUUUGCGAAUGUGUGAUUGAAUGUGUAAUAGAAAUCUAAUAAAUCGCAAAGUUUGUCGCUACAAUUUAUCCACUAUGAUGUAUUGCUUGGUUCUCAGUGUAAUCGAUACGUUUUCACGUAAAAAAAAGAUAUCUCGUGUCGCGACAGGUAAGGGUUUCACUUUGAUAAACUUUUACAAACGCACUGAUCACUCUCUGACUCUCGUUUUAUUGGUAAACGAACACGUUACAUUAUAUCAUUUACAAUUUUACGUUCGAUAUAAAAAUGAAUAUCAGACAGAGAAUGUUACGUACACAUAUACAUCGUAAAUAACUGCACCCGUAAAAAAGAAAAAACAGAAAUAGUUCACAGUUGUAAUUUGCCUUAUGUGUUACAAUACGAAAUGCUAUGUACAAUAUAUUUACAUGUUAUAUUAUGAUUAUUUGUAGAAAACGAAGAGUUGCGGCAGGUCCUGCGAUGAAACAAACGAUCUUAGUAGGAAAUACAUAUUUUUCAUACGAAAAACAGAUGUAAUUGAAUACAGCGAUCUUUAAUAAAAGUUAUAUUCUUUUCACGUA
Molecule: messenger RNA, 3050 nt
Organism: Ceratina calcarata
Lineage: Eukaryota; Metazoa; Arthropoda; Insecta; Hymenoptera; Apidae
Gene: Sln
Product: monocarboxylic acid transporter silnoon
Exons: 5
Coding region: 404-2476 (690 amino acids)
Biological process (GO): monocarboxylic acid transport; transmembrane transport
Molecular function (GO): monocarboxylic acid transmembrane transporter activity
Source: RefSeq, a predicted model, not a curated record